AUGGGCGGACUUUUAUCAGCAAGAAUAAGCCAUAAAAUUGAAUCUGUUCUAGAAUUACCUCUUAAACGAUUCUAUUGGACAGACUCGUCAAUAGCAUGUUACUGGAUCAAAGGAGACCCGAAUAGACACAAAGUGUUCGUGAAGAAUGGAGUACAAGAGAUACAAAAACUGAGCAAACCCGACCAGUGGCAUCACUGUAUAGGAAAAGACAAUCCUGCUGAUCUGAUAAGUCGAGGAGCAUCCUUGAAUGAUCUUAAGAUCAACGAAUUACGGUGGCAUGGCCCCACCUGGUUAACAUUGAAUGAAACAGAAUGGCCAGUAUCGUUAGAACCAGUAAUACAAACUGAUAAGAACAUCGAUGAAUUGGAAAUCAAGAAAUCAGUUACUGUAAAUGCAACAGUUGAAAAAGGGCCAGCAGAUGAUUUGAUCGCAAGAUAUUCAUCAUUCAGUAGACUAAUUAGAAUAACAGCUUUAUGCUUACGAUUUGUGCAUAAUUGUAAAAUGGAACCAACAUUAAGGAAAACCGAGUGUUUAAGUGCGUCUGAAUUAGAACGAGCCACGGAAAUUUUAAAAGAAAUAUUGAGAGUCGGAGGAAGAUUGAAACAUUCUAGACUUCCUGAAUUUCAAAAACACCAAAUACUUUUGCCUAAGAAUCAUCACCUGACUGAACUCAUCAUUGAUUAUUUUUACAAAAAAUCUUUGCAUUCUGGAGUACAAACUACCCUGAAUUUGAUAAGGCAAUUGUAUUGGAUUACAUCUGGUCAAAACCAAGUUAGAAGAAUAUUAAAUAAGUGCAUUACUUGCUUCAGAUCGAAAAACCAAACCAUCAACCAAAUGAUGGGAGAUUUGCCAAGAGACAGAAUUGUACCAUCGAGACCUUUUGAAAGGGUCGGACUGGAUUAUGCAGGUCCCAUAAUUACGAAACCAAAUUUGAAAAGAUCAGAAGUUACUUUAAAAUCCUACAUCGCUAUCUUCAUCUGUUUCUGCACAAAGGCCACGCACUUCGAAGUUGUGUCCGAUUUGACGACCGAGGCUUUUAUGGCUUGUCUUAGAAGAUUUAUUUCAAGAAGAUCCAAGCCAUCCAUCAUCUGGAGUGACAACGCCACAAAUUUUAAGGGUGCAAAAAAUAUCCUUAAUGAGUGGGAAAGAAUUUGUAAAUCCACUACUGUUCAACGAUUUAGUGCAGAAGAGAGUAUUCAGUGGAAUUUUAUUCCACCAGCUUCUCCAAAUUUUGGCGGAUUAUGGGAGGCAAACAUAAAAGCAAUGAAACGCAUUUUGUUAAAAGUGACAAAAUCAGCUAUUUUGAACUUUGAAGAGUUAACCACAUUAGUGACUCAAAUUGAAGCAGUUUUGAAUUCCCGUCCCUUAUCACCCCUCUCUUCCGGUCCCAAUGACACUAAUCCUUUAACGUGGAAACUUGUUCAGAAUCUUCGGAAUAAGUUCUGGUCGAGAUGGAGCUCUGAGUAUCUACAACACCUUCAAACUCGUGCGAAGUGGAAAGUUCAGAAUCCAAACUUGAAAGUGAAUCAACUCGUCCUUUUAAAGGAUCCCAACACUAAGCCUAUGUACUGGUCUUUAGGGCGCAUCGUGAACGUUCUGCCUGGAAAAGAUGGACUAGUUAGAGUUGUUGACUUCAAGACCUCGACAGGUGUUCUACGACGAGCCAUCAACAAAGUGGCACCAUUGCCGAUUCCAGAUAGCCCCGUAGACCCAGGAACAUUUUGA
Molecule: messenger RNA, 1725 nt
Organism: Parasteatoda tepidariorum (common house spider)
Lineage: Eukaryota; Metazoa; Arthropoda; Arachnida; Araneae; Theridiidae
Source: RefSeq, a predicted model, not a curated record